ACAAAGGUCGCUAUGGAGUAUUGCAUCAGGUUCGCGAUUCUUUUUCUCUUCUGCGUCGCAAUCUCGUGCGGAAAGAUCACCUACAAGAGUCUGAUGGGUUCACCGAGCGAAUUCCCGCAGCACGUCACUCCGUCUCCGUAUGACUCUGCCGUCAGUUCGUUGUCCUACAUGCCGCCCUGGGCUUCUAUAUCGGUUGGAAAUCCUUACGUCACCACAUUCGAGGUCGAUGCUGUUGAUUACGUAACUGUUGCCGUAGUCACUGAAAGUGCAUCAGACUUUCAGCUAAUGAAAAUGGUGGUUAGCGACCCAAACAGAAACGAGGUAACGCCCACGCUUCAAACUAACGAGUCAAUAGGAAUGGAUGGACUCACUUAUCCGACGCUAACGAUGGCAUUUGUACAACCGAUGGCAGGACAGUGGUGUAUUGUGAUAUCAACCAGUUGCUCUGACGUCAAACAUGCUGCAGUGCUCGUCGGUUAUUCGGGUUCACUGAUAUGGCAUUCGGCUUUCGAUACACAUGAGCUGCUGACAGGCAACACAAUCAAUGUUUAUGCUGUUGCAACAGACCAAGCAGGAUUAUUAGCGAGACAAUCAGGACAGAUGCCGAAGUCAAUGGAAAAUGCAAUCGUGGAAGACGCUAGUGUGACUCUGUUUAAUCCGAAUGAUACAACUUGCGUGAGGAAAAUGGAGCCAAGUUUGACUGAUAAUGGUGAUAAUGCAAAAACGCUUUUGUUGACUAUACAGCCUACGGUCGCAGGAACGUACAGUAUGUGGACGACUGUUUCUGGAAAGAUAUUGAGUGGUGACAAGUCAGCUAAGUUUCAGCGAUCGUCGUGGAUGAUAUUUCGUGUUGUCGACAAGUCACUAAGACUUACUGGAAAUGCACAUAUUCAUAGAGAACACUUUCCUCUUCUAUCGCAUUCGACCAUGUUUUCAGAUUGUCAGAAGCCGCAUUUCUGGGUAGCUAUAUCUGUUGAACCUGAGGCCUCUGUGAACAAGGUUUACAGAGUGUACGGUCAAGUGUGGGGGAAGCAUUUCAUAGUCGGUUCGGAUGUUGCUGUUGCUUGGGUUAGCGGAAUGUCUGAUGUAUUGCAUGAUGAUACGCUUGGUAAUGUUGUGUCGCUUCGUUUGGAUGUGGAAUGGUUAUUAAAGACUUGGGCAUUUCCUCCAUAUUCUCUUCGGCAAGUUAGAAUUGAGGAGGUUGACAGUUUUAUUACGGUAGCCAGUACAGAGGAUGUCAAAAUAGAAAUGUCUGAGAGCCUGUCGAAUGAAGUCAAGGAUAUUGUCUCUACAAAUGGAUCAAAGCUCGAGAUGUGCACAUUUCAGUCAAACUAUCCUUUGUCAAACAAUUCAAAGAGAUUUGAUGAAAAUGGAGGGAAGCUUAUUUUAGUCCACGGUUAUUGUGCACAAGAACGAACAUUUCCAGAGUCUGACUUUACAGAUGUUGCAUACUUUGAAGAUUUUAAGCAGUCACGAACAACAGAUGAAUUUGCUCGUCUCAUUCAAGAAUUUGGAGAUCAAUUUGAGUCGUUUGGACUUGCCUCACACUCACACGGUGGUGCAGCAUCUCUUCACUUGUAUACCUAUUAUGAAAGUGGGUUGGAUAAAGCUAGUGGUGAGCGUUUGCUUCAGUCAGUUGGCACACCAUACCAUGGCUCCCCUCUUGCAGAGCUGCUGGCCGCUAUUGGAAAGCUGAUUGGCAUUGGUUGUGGACCCAACCCAGAUUUGUCCUAUGACAGUAUGGAACGCUGGCUAGCAGCCAUUCCUGCUGAUAAGCAGCAAGCUGUACAUUACUAUACAACACAAUACAAGACUGGAGGUUUGGUCAACUACUGUCUAUUGCCCAGUAACUUGAUUUUAUCCUGGCCAAACGAUGGCUUAGUUGAGAUAAAAAAGACGGAUUUACCUCAUGGACAGCCUGCGGGUCACAGAGAAGGUGAGUGCCACACAACUGGUAUGAACUGGCCGCCGCAAACACGAAAUCCUGAAAGAAAUGAGGAAAUUAAUAGACUGGCAGCACGCUGAACUGUUUGUAUUGGAUAUUAUCCAAUAUUUUGAUAGACAAAUUAAUGGUUUGAGUUUUGUUUUUAUGUGUUGCUUAGACAUUAUGAGGCAUUGUUUGUACUGCUGCUUAUGUCUAUUUGAGAUUUUUAUUGGUAUUGAUUUUGAUCAAUUAAAUGGCAGUCUUUGUUGACUAUUGUAUUUAUAGUAUUGUUAUGACAGCACUUUAUAU
Messenger RNA from Corticium candelabrum, 2233 nucleotides. RefSeq names its product conditioned medium factor-like. The record is from RefSeq and is a predicted model, not a curated record. The transcript is spliced from 3 exons. Bases 13 to 2025 code for a protein of 670 amino acids. NCBI's taxonomy places the organism in Eukaryota, Metazoa, Porifera, Homoscleromorpha, Homosclerophorida, Plakinidae.